This is a messenger RNA of Drepanopeziza brunnea f. sp. 'multigermtubi' MB_m1, 1875 nucleotides long. The record is from RefSeq and is a predicted model, not a curated record. NCBI's taxonomy places the organism in Eukaryota, Fungi, Ascomycota, Leotiomycetes, Helotiales, Drepanopezizaceae.
AUGGUUGAGGUAAAAGACUUGAGAGACUUGCUGCCAAAAAAGAUUGACAAGGAAAUUGUAACUUCUUACAAGGAAGACUUAGAAACCGAGAAGGCCGUUUUCGAUGAGGGUCAGGUUCAAAGCCACGGUUUCGAAGCCAGGAUCGAUCGCAUCCUGAACGCGCGAUGCGACGCCAAGAUUGCCGAGAUUUCUUUUGCAGCUGGGCAGGAAGACAAGGUUUGUCUCUACAAUUCAAAGAUCACAGAGUUGACUGCGCUCGAUGGGCUCUUCAGAGGCGCGCGGCUUUUAAAUCGGAUCAUUGGCCAGAUACUCAACUUCGUUGCAGAGGGCGUGGAAAAUGAAAUCUUCGACUUUAGUACUAAUGCGGGUGUAGACUUCUUCGAGAAUCUCUACUAUGCUUGUUACCACCACCACCAUAAGCAAGGUGAAGUACAGGAACAGAAGUCCGUCUUCAAGAACGGCGAGCAUCUAUCCACUCGCGAGAGGGGAAAGAUUGUCAAUCAAUCGGAAAGCAUCGACAUUCAACAGAGAUCUCGUGAGACUGCCAAAGGCUUCGUCAAGAAAGAGCAGAAUCGGUACUCGGGACUGGUCAGAUAUACUGUCGCCAUUUUCAGGGAGAGAGAUCUUCCACCUACAGCCCGGGUCUUGGAACCUGUCCCGACGCCACCCCCAGCUGAUCAUCUGUUGCGGCCUAAGCGGUCACUAUUUUGGACCGGUCUGGAGUUAGCGGCUGCCGAAAAAUAUCUCGUCAGCUCGUCGGGCUCUUUCAUACCCAACUGGAAAACCGACAGAGAAUACGAUCAGAAGUCGACAAGAUAUCUCGACGUGCUCGAAGAUUUCUUCAUAUCCCCGGACGUCUUUCCCGACUUCGGCCUGAGUGGGGACACAUGGAGUCUCAGAGAAUUUAUUACUGCGGUAAACAACCAUCUCUACGCCCCCGUUCCAGAAAUAGUUCUUGAAGCGUUUGUUACGUACUGUCAUCAUACUAGUCAGCUGUUCUACAUCGGUGCCCAGUCCCGAAGGAUCGCACCAAUCACCCGAAAGUACGGAUGGGUCAACUGCCAUGAGGAACCCGUCGGCGGUCCUCGGAGGAAAGUGACCUAUGAUUCGAAGAAGAAACCCAAAGGACUCGCGGACCUCGAGGAACUGGUGCUUCAGAGCCUCCAAAUCGACCCCACAAAGGCACCGUUGUAUCUCGCGUCGGCUAUGCUGGGGGCAAUCAAUGCCUGGAAGAAGCCAAAGAUCCUCGGCUUCGUACCCAAAUCGAAAAUGGACCUAGCGACCUACCAGAAGCAUCUGCGGUACUGGUCUGCAGCAGGAUCCUUCUUCGUCUAUCGCACCAUCCACGACGACAAGAUUCUCAUCCGAGUCAACAACGGAUGGCCCGUGCCUCUCAGAGGCCCGCCCCCCGCCCCCCGCGCCCCCCCCUCUGACUCCCGCCAUGAUCGAAACACCGCCGCGCCUCCUCUCCCGCAUCGCACGCGAUGUCCUCAGCCGGCGAAGCAAGCAAUAUCGCCAACGCCCUGCCGAGGCCGAGCUUCCACGCGGACGCCAUCCCGGAAUGGCAACUGUACGUACGACCUGAUAUACAACCCCACCCCCACCAAGCAGAGCCGUAGCCGUGGCGUAAGCUGGAAGGGUCUCGAGACGGAGACGGUCGUCCCACCUCUUCCUGAGGCGUUUGUUGCACGACGGCAGGGACACUGUUCGGGUAAGGGAAGAGCUUUCCGCGGUGCUUUUUUCCUGGCUUGGGUCCCCGUGCUUGCCUGCUCUCGCGGAUCCCGUUCCGUUCGGGAUUGUGCCGUUGGCUAUAACGCGUUUUCGUGGGUAGGCUGGACCGCAAUGGGGCGGUCGUGGUAUCGUCGGGUGAUUUGA